AUGAAUAAGUUGAACAGGACAAACACAGCGGUGGGCAAACCACUCUCUGUGGAGGAGGUGGAGGUUGCACCUCCCAGAGCAAGAGAGGUUCAUAUCAAGGUUGCUGCGCUGGCCUCCUGCAGCGUGGGCACAGGCGUCUGCGUGAUCAUUGGGGAAGUGCCYGCUGGAUCGCUGCUGUCCUUUGACCCGGCGCUUCUGCUCUCGGGGCGUACGUGGACGGGGACUUUGCUCGGAGGUUGGAAGGCGAGAGAUUCUAUUCCCAAAUUAGUUACCAGCUAUUUAGAAAGAAAAAUCAACCUGGACCCACUGGUCACACACGUACUGCCAGUAGCUGAAGUGAACAAGGGAUUGGAAUUGUUACGUGCGGGAAAAAGUAUUCGCAGCGUCCUGCUGUUUUGAGGGAGCAAGCUGAGGGCGGCAGCGUGGAGUCCUGGUGCCAGCCCGUCCCGCCUGGCUCCUCAUGUCUGGCGUGCAGAGCACAAGAACUCGCUGCCGUGGGUACSCCUGCCAGCAUUCCUGAUGGAAAUGUGAAACAACUUCUCUUUCGGAAAAACACUUUUAAUAUUAUUCUUCACUCAUCCAACUGGGUGCAGUUACUUGAUAGAGGCCCCAUGGGGCAGAUGGAGCUCUUCCUCACACCCCAAGACCUUCCCUUGCUCCUUCCGCUGCUAGUUCUUCAGACCCUCUUUGGCCUUACACACUUCUGCAUGAGCAUCUUUACCCUUGCAACAACCCUAGCUGUGUUACCACUGCAACCUACACCAAAAUUACCUGUGUAAGRAAGUGUGGUGCCCUGCUGCUGCUGCUGCCAUUCUUUGCUCUCUCAACUAAGCCAUGUGUUUGCUCCCCCUGUUGCUCUACUCUUUUUAUCAUGUACCUGCCUGCCUUGAAUCUUGAGCAGCUUCCAGCUUCACCACAAGUCUUCAAUAUUGUGAUC
This is a messenger RNA of Nothoprocta perdicaria, 937 nucleotides long. RefSeq names its product alcohol dehydrogenase 1-like. NCBI's taxonomy places the organism in Eukaryota, Metazoa, Chordata, Aves, Tinamiformes, Tinamidae. The transcript is spliced from 4 exons. Gene Ontology annotation, molecular function: zinc ion binding; all-trans-retinol dehydrogenase (NAD+) activity. The coding region runs from base 1 to 399 and encodes 132 amino acids. Gene Ontology annotation, biological process: retinoic acid metabolic process; retinol metabolic process. The record is from RefSeq and is a predicted model, not a curated record. Gene Ontology annotation, cellular component: cytosol.